Molecule: messenger RNA, 636 nt
Organism: Cooperia oncophora
Lineage: Eukaryota; Metazoa; Nematoda; Chromadorea; Rhabditida; Trichostrongylidae
Source: the annotation of a GenBank genome assembly
AUGCGGCUACGCGAUGUCAUUGCGUUUCGGAGGCAGGCAGUUCGACUCAUCAUUGCUCUCGUUGAUUACCACUACCGCGACCACUACGAUAGCAUCGACCGGAUUCCGCGGACUCCAGGAUUCCCACUGUCGUUGCUCUUCCCGCCAACUGAUGGGCCGGUGUACGAGUUUAUUCUGGUGCCACCGUCACGUGCGUCGGAACGUCUUGAAAUGCGCAAUCUUCACAUUGCUUUAAGGAAUGUCGGAAUUCGUAUUUCUACGUCCCUCCGCAAUAUCCCAUUGAACCAGUUCGCGAGAAGGUCUACUGCUAGCAGGAGCCCGGGCCAACUUUUCAUGUGCGAUGCGCUCCUCUCAUGGCCUCCUUCCGUGGCUGCCCAACGGAGCCUCACGAAUGUCAUAAGACCUUUCCUUCCCGUCUAUUCGGAAGAAGCCGCACUGCCGAUACACGUCACCAGAGCUCCUGGCGAAGACCGCCAUUGGGUCGAGGACCGUAUGGGCCACUACUCAAGUCAUGGUCAAGAUCCAGAUUUGGCCGCCACCGAAUGGGCAAAUUGUUUUCUGCAGCCAGCGCCGCUCUCUCAGCUCAGGCCCUGUUGGGAGACGGAGACAACGCAUUUGAACGGGAUUCUUGGGUAG